This is a messenger RNA of Pogona vitticeps (central bearded dragon), 3148 nucleotides long. RefSeq names its product SH2B adaptor protein 1 (gene SH2B1). Gene Ontology annotation, cellular component: plasma membrane. NCBI's taxonomy places the organism in Eukaryota, Metazoa, Chordata, Lepidosauria, Squamata, Agamidae. Gene Ontology annotation, biological process: intracellular signal transduction. Gene Ontology annotation, molecular function: transmembrane receptor protein tyrosine kinase adaptor activity. The record is from RefSeq and is a predicted model, not a curated record.
CGCGUUCUCUCCAUGGUCACAUGUUUUUGUUACUCUAUGUCCGCCGAACCCCGCGCGACCUUUUUUCCCUCCGGGUUGACGACGAAGACGGAAGUGGAAGGAAACAGGGUCACCUGACGAAGGAAACCCGGAAGCGGAAGUGGCGCGCGAGAGACAGGGAGAGAGACGGGCAGGCAAACCCGCCCUCCUGGAAGGGACCCAAGGCCGGGAUGGUCACGAAGCCAGUGGAACCAACAAUAUCCCAGUCCUGGCACUGGAUGUGUGGUCAACCAGCCCCACCUGGGCAGUCAUGAACGGAAGCGCAGUGCCCCUGUCACCUGUAGGGGGAGGGAUGGUGGGGGAGCCUACUUCUCUCUCCUCACCGGGCUGGAGGGAAUUCUGCGAGGUGCACGCUCGUGCUGCAGCUGUGGACUUUGCUCGCCGCUUCCGGGCCUUUCUGGGGGAAAACCCACAGUUUGCCACACCUGGAGCUGAAGCCGCUUUCUCACGCCGCUUUGCUGAGCACUUCCUGGAGCAUUUUGAGGCAGAAGUAAGCCGGGCCUAUGCCAGUGAUUCGCCACCGCGAUGUGACAUUGCCCCGUUCACAGGUUGUUCCUCUGUUCGUGACCUCUCUGAGACUUGCAGUGACUCUUCAGUUGCCUCUCCCGUGGAGCCUCCCUUGGGGCCACCGUCUGGCCUCUCCAGCAGCCAGUCCCGCAGCUCUGAAGAUGUUUCUACCAUGGUGGCAGUCACUGCCACCAAACCAAAGUUGAAAAAGCGUUUCUCUUUGCGCAAUGUGAGCCGCAGUGUCCGGGGGAGUGUCCGUGGCAUCCUGCAGUGGAAGACCUCGACUGACUCAUCUCCGGGUGGUGGAGGAGAUGGGGCAGCCACAGGAGCCAACAGUAAUUCAAACUCUUCAGCAGGCGGUGACUCUGAUCGUUGGACUCAUCGGUUUGAGCGCUUGCGGCUUAAUAAAGCCUCCCCAGCCACCCUCCACAUGGAACUGGCUAGUGUGCGGCGUGAAGGCCUACUGAACUACAUUGUAGCUGAUGAUGGGUCGGGUGGGGGUAGCCGGACACGCUGGCAGAAAUGCCGUCUUCUCCUGCGCAAAGCAGGGAAAGGGGAGGGGGAGGGGUACCUUUUGGAGUUCUACAUCCCACCAAAGGCAUCAAAACCACGGGUCAGCAUCGCCUGUUCCUGCGUAGUGGAUGUGCGGACAACAACCCCCCUGGAAAUGCCAGACAAAGAAAACACCUUUGUACUCAAGCUAUCAAGCUCCUUGGAGUACAUCCUUGAGACGGUUGACUCGCUGCAGAUGCGUUCAUGGCUAGCAGAUAUUCAGGAAUGCAUGGGCUUAGGUGAGAGCACUGACAGUCUGGAGCAGCCAUGCAUGAACCACUCGGAGAGCAUGCCCAGCCGGGAGCUUCCUAUGGUGCCGAGUGAAAGCAAUGAACAGCUCAGCCAAGGUGCCUACGGUGGACUGAUGGAACGCCCCUCAGCAUCCAUGUCCCCCAGCUCAGUCUCUAUUGCUGCCUCGCACUUUGAUUCAAUGGAGCUGCUGCCUCCAGAGCUGCCACCUCGGGUGCCGAUUGACGAAGGCCCAUUUCCUGCUGGCCUCCUCCACACAACCUUCCCAGAAACCCCUGAUACAUCAGGGUCCUUCCUCUUCCAAGGGGAACCUGAUCCCGGUGGGGGAAGUCUUGGUGACACAGAGCAUCACCUCUCUGAAUUUCCUUGGUUCCAUGGCACCCUGUCCCGUCUCAAAGCAGCCCAGCUGGUGUUGGCAGGGGGUACCAGCAGCCACGGCGUUUUCUUAGUGCGUCAGAGCGAGACACGGCGAGGCGAAUAUGUCCUGACCUUUAACUUCCAGGGGAAAGCCAAGCACCUGCGCCUCUCCCUUAAUGAGGAUGGGCAAUGCCGGGUUCAACAUCUCUGGUUCCAGACGAUCUUCGACAUGCUGGAGCACUUCCGGGUCCAUCCCAUCCCUCUUGAGUCAGGCGGCUCCAGCGAUGUGACGCUUGUCAGCUAUGUGGUGGCUUCGCAAAGGCUGCAUGAACCGAACACCUCUCGUAACCUGCCGCCUCCGCCACCUCCGCUUCCCCCAGCCCGGCCACCCCAUGUACCCCCAGACCAUAGACUGCCAGAGGCCGAGGGGCAGGUGGAGGAGGAGGGCAGCCGGGCGGUGCCAGAGGUGGACGAGGGAGCAGCCCCAAGAGGAGGGGGAUCCCUUCCCUUGCCAGAGGAGCCAGAAGGACGAGCCAGGGCUGUGAACAACCAAUACUCCUUUGUCUGAGACUCAAAUCGAGACGAGAGAAAGGAAACAGCCUUCAUUACACCCAUCGCUGGACGGAGUUCAGGCCCUGACUGUGGGUACAAGAUGGGCUCAAAUGUCUAAUAGCUCUAGACUUUUCCUCCAAUGAUCUGUGAUGGCGGGGACUGGCCUUACCCCCCCCCUUUCCAUCUCUCCUUCCUUCUCGUCUUUUGCUCCCAACUUGCAAGAGCUUGGUACGCACUACAGCCAUGUUUUCAUUGUUAAGGAAUGAACUCCCUCUUUCCUCCAUCCCACGGCCUUCAGCCCAAAAACUUGCAGCUGGGCAAGAGUAUUCUCUUAUCGUAAACACUACACAGAAGAAGUGGUGGUGGUGGAGGGGGUGAUCUUCCCACCCCACCCCCUGAUUAAAUGUGGACUCUGGACAAAGUCUUCUAUACCCCUGCUCUUUUUCUGAAUGUAUGGAGUCUCCGAAUGUAAUGCCUGCUCCCUUCCCAUCUCUCCCUUGAGGUGGGGGGAGGGGAUGGUGAACUCCUCCUUCUCUGCCCAGAAGUAUAUUUAUAAUUCUUUUUGUCACUCCCCUCUAUAAUCCCUGAGCUUGGGGACUGGCCACACAUUGUAGUCUCCACCACCCAGCUAAAUUAAAAGUGUUAUGAACAUAUACUUUCACAGAUAACUGACCCCUUCCUUCCCCCCCCACUGCACCUUUUUCCUUCACCACAACUUAAGAUUUAUUUUUUUACUGUGGACUAGUUGGACUGGUCAGACCCACUUUUGUCUCUUCAGUUCUCUCAUCUUUUUUUUAAUUUACUCUGAGGUACCAUUCAUCUGUGUCCUUUUUUAUGUUUAUUUUUGGGAGUUUGUAUAAAAAUAAAGGAAACAUCAUUUUACCUUUUAAAA